Molecule: messenger RNA, 813 nt
Organism: Miscanthus lutarioriparius
Lineage: Eukaryota; Viridiplantae; Streptophyta; Magnoliopsida; Poales; Poaceae
Source: the annotation of a GenBank genome assembly
AUGGAAAUUCCUCUGAGCGACGGAAAUAAACUCCGUAACCUCCAGAGAGUGGAUAUGAGUAGCAAUUCAUUCACCGGCCAUAUACAAGCAUCCAUAUUCUCCCAGCCAGCAUUGCAGUAUUUGGACCUUAGAUAUAACCAUCUAUCAGGUCAUAUCGAGGAAUUCCAGAAACCAUCUACGAUGCUGGAGGAAAUUUACUUGUCUAACAAUAAGCUCAACGGCACAAUUCCAACCUCAUUCUCGCAGCUUAGUGCUCUUACUAAACUAGAGCUGGGCUCAAACAAUUUCUUGGGUACACUGGAUCUGUAUCCUUACUUGAUGCUAAGGAACCUCUCUGUCAUAAGAGCCUCCAAUAACCCCUUGCUAUCAGUUUCUGCGGAGGAUCAUGAUGAUGGGUCUAAUAAUAGUAGUAUUAUUGAUACACUUGAACUUGCAUCUUGCGGCCUAACCAGGGUACCCAGUGUGCUAAAAUAUCUACCUAAACUAAACUAUCACGAUCUCUCCAACAAUAGCAUUCACGGCAACAUACCAGACUGGAUCUGGAGAAACAAGACUUUCUUGUACCUGCAGCACAAUCUGUUCACUAAGGUAGGUCAACUCCCUGCCUACACAUUCAUUGAUUCAUAUAUGUCCUCAACCUCAGCUACAAUAAACUCAGGGGCUCUGUGCCGUUCCCUUACGCAAGGGAGGAACUUGGACUGGUUAAAGUUCAACUACACAUCUCAUGGACUAAGUAGUUUAUCACAGUACACGAAGGCAGCGAUUAGAUUCACAAACAGAGGGAGCAGGAGAAGAGGAGCAGGCAUGCCUUAG